CUUUCAGAGCAGUAUGCACAAAUCGUGAAAUCAGAGAAAUCGAUUAAAAAUGUUUCUGAAACGCAGCCUAUCAAAGAUAAUGGGUUUAAACCAUAACCCAACAAUAACAAAUCAUGCUAUGAACGGGUUAUACAUGAUCAAGUAUGACGGUGACCCCGUCAUUGUUCACUUAGCCCCAGUGGCCUAAUGGAUAAGGCACUGGCCUCCUAAGCCAGGGAUUGUGGGUUCGAGUCCCAUCUGGGGUGAUCACUUUUGCGUUUCAUCGUGAGGUCGACAGUGAACGUUUACCGCUAUGAUAAUGAAAACUUAAAAUCCUAUAGGCAGUAAUACGUGAUGACUGCCGACACCUACCUUUUAAUCGGCAGCUGAGAAGUCAUAUUUCACCGUCGCUCCCCGUGAGAGUGACCAUCUUAAGAACAUUUAGCUGUUGAAAUUCAUGACACGGGAACAUAUCAACCACGAUGGAGAGGAAGAGCAUCACACUGUGCGUCCUGCUGAGCGCACUGGCUGCAUCAAUGCAAACAUACCAGCUCCAAGAGGCCACCGUGUUCUGGGAUGCUGCCCAGAAAAGUGUGAUCCUGAAAGAGGGGGUGAUGGAGACGGAGGGGGGAGCGUACGGCUACUUCAAUGACACCCUGCUCAUGUCUGGGUGGGGUGUCUUGGAGAUCUGCGCAGGUCAUGGUGGAAACACACAGGAGGACGAGACCACCUUUUUCCUGGCUGGGUACCUGGAAGGUUACCUCACUGCUGGACAGAUGUUCAAUCAUUACUCCAACAUGUACCCCCAACUCAUAAAGGACGAGAAGGUUCUGAAUCCCCUGAAGAGGUUUUUAAGCAAACAGGACCAGUGGGCAAGAGACCAGGUGAAACUGAGGAGAUACAGCGACCCCUUGUGGAAGCAUCUGGGACUGAUCCUGGCCCAGCUGGAUGGACUCCAUGCCGGAGCGGCACUGUGGGCCAAACGCAAACACAGAGAGCCUCUGUCAGCGUUUGCCCUCCAGAUUCUGAAUGGUGUCGGCGACCUCCUGGACCUUGUCCCAGCUCUGACGCCUCGCUCCAACUCCUCCACGGGGGCCGGCGCUUUCAGGAUGCCAGGAAUGGGCCACUGCACUGCUCUCAUCAAGGUGCUGCCAGGCUUUGAGAACCUGUUGUUUGGCCACUCGAGCUGGUACACAUAUGCAGCCACCAUGCGUAUAUAUAAACACUGGGACUUCAGGUUGUCUGACACACACACCGCCACUGGAAAGAUGUCGUUCAGCAGUUAUCCAGGCUUCCUGAUGUCUUUGGAUGACUUCUACCUCCUCGGGAGCGGCCUGCUGAUGACUCAGACCUCCAUCGGCGUCUUCAACGUCUCCCUGUUUACCCAUCUCAGCCCGCACAGCCUGCUGUCCUGGCAGAGAGUCCGCCUGGCCAACAGCCUGGCGCACAGCGGAGAGGAGUGGGCGCACAUCUUCUCCAAACACAACUCAGGUACAUACAACAGUCAGUACAUGGUGGUGGACCUGAGCAGGGUUUCUCUGGGUCACAGUAUCAGGACUGGAGCUCUCACUGUGGUGGAGCAGAUUCCUGGGAAGGUGAUGCACUCUGAUCAGACUCCAGCUUUACGCAGAGGUUAUUGGCCAUCCUACAACAUACCGUUUCAUAUUGAACUCUACAACCUGAGUGGAUACGGCGUGAUGUGGAAGAGAUAUGGAGAAGACUUCUCUUACGACCUCUGCCCCCGAGCCAAAAUCCUCCGCAGGGACCAGGGCAAGGUGUCCGACCUCAGCUCCCUCAAGUACAUCAUGAGAUACAACAACUAUAAGAGAGACCCCUACUCCAAGGGCCAUCCAUGUAAAACCGUCUGUUGUCGUAACGACCUGAGACCAAGGAGACCGCGUCCAGGAGGCUGUUAUGACACUAAGGUGACGGACUACCAGAUGGCUGUCCACUUGGCUGCGGAGGCAAUAAAUGGCCCCACGACGCAGGGGGGCCUGCGUCCGUUCUCUUGGCAAUCCUUUAACCUUUCUACUCAUCAGGGUCUCCCACACACCUACAACUUUUCAUUUGUGACCAUGAGGCCCACACUGCGUCUGCCAUGACAGAGACAGAAGAAUGCCACUCAUCCGGGUAGAACAGGUCAUGCUUUCCUGUUCGAAGUAUCCGGAAUCCUAGUAUUUGUUGUUACAACACUGAAUAUCCUGUUGGUACACCAGUGAUUUCUGGAAACAGUGUAAAGUUAUCAGAAACUGACCAUUAUCACAACUUAAAAUCAGAUGUUAAAUGGUUAAAUGCAGACAUGGGGAAGUCUGACUGACUUGGUCAAAUGUGCAGUCUAUAAAGUGUUGAAGUCAUUUAUUUUAAUGUCAGUCUAACCUAGAACAACACCAGCCUGAUUGUGUGUCAUCAAACUAUUAACUAAUCCAUUAGUUCAUUAUCCUAAAAUGUAUUUUGGAAUAAAUUAGAUUGUUUUGACUGAAGAUAAGCCAUUAGACACAGUGAGAUGUUCCUGUGGGGAUCACUUUUGCUCUUAUCCAUCCAAGAGUUGCACUAUUUGACAGUGUACUCUGAGUUAACAUGAUGGAUGCAUCAGCAGGUUUUCACAGACUGACAUUUUGCUCCACAAAGAUUAGGUUUUAGCCAUCAGGGAAAUACAAUUUUCUUUUUUAUCAUUAAUAUUAUUUUGGGAAAUAAAUACAGAUGUAUUUGUUCGUUGUUCAUGUUUCAAGUUCUAUGCAAUGUUUACUCAGGUUUACGCAGUGUGGAACAAAAGUCAUCUCACUGAUUUAUGCAAAUAUGUCCUAUGAUAAAGUUUUCAUAUGAUGUAAA
Molecule: messenger RNA, 2808 nt
Organism: Acanthopagrus latus (yellowfin seabream)
Lineage: Eukaryota; Metazoa; Chordata; Actinopteri; Spariformes; Sparidae
Product: phospholipase B-like 1
Exons: 11
Coding region: 462-2081 (539 amino acids)
Biological process (GO): phospholipid catabolic process
Cellular component (GO): extracellular region
Molecular function (GO): glycerophospholipase activity
Source: RefSeq, a predicted model, not a curated record